AAUUUAACCAACAAAAGCAUCAAAAUUAACCACAAUAGUGUCAUAUGGGAGAGCAAAAAGAACAGGCGAAGAAUGAGACCGAGAAAAAGCCCGACGGAGGAGCCAAGAAAGACGACGGACCCGUCCCUGUCGUUUUUAAAUUGGACAUGCAUUGCGAGGGAUGUGUCAAGAAGAUCAAACGAACUGUUCGCCAUUUCGACGGUGUGGAGGACGUUAAGGCCGAUAUGCCUGGUAACAAGCUAACGGUUAUUGGAAAAGUGGACCCCGCCAAGCUGCGAGAUAAACUGGCGGAGAAGAUUAAGAAGAAGGUUGAGAUUGUUUCCCCUCAGCCGAAGAAAGAAUCCAAGGCCGAAGAGAAGAAAUCCGGCGGCGAUAAACCGCCGGAGAAGAAGGCCGAAGAGAAGAAAACCGACGACAAAAAUCCCGAGGCGAAAAAACCGAAAGAUAGCACGGUGGUUUUGAAGAUCAGAUUGCACUGUGAGGGUUGUGUUCAGAAAAUUCGGAAGAUUAUCCUCAAGGCCAAAGGAGUUGAGUCGGUGAAGAUUGAAGAAGAAAAGGAUUUGGUGACGGUGAAGGGAACGAUGGAGGAGAAGGAAAUGGUACCUUAUCUGAAGGAGAAGCUGAAGAGAAACGUGGAGGUGGUCCCACCCAAGAAAGAUGGAGGAGGAGGGGUUGAAAAGAAGGAGAACAAGAAGGAGGGUGGUGGCGGAGACGGUGGCAAAAAAGAGGAGGUUGGUGCUACCAAGGUGGAAGUUAACAAAAUGGAGCAUUACGGGUACGGGUACCCACCUCCCACUUACUAUUACCACGGAUACGCACCCGGUGAAAGCAGCACCAGCAGGAGCUACGCAGUGGAGGAUGUUCAUCAAGGGCAUAAUUGGAAUCAAGGGUAUCAUUACAUGCCCCAAAACCAUGAGUAUAAUAGUUACAUGCCCCAAAACCAUGGGUAUGUAGAUGUAAACCAAGGGUACAUGGUAGAGCCACCCCCAUUCUCUAUGCAUCAUCAUCAUGCUCCUCCUCCGCAGAUGUUCAGUGACGAGAAUCCCAAUGCUUGUUCCGUGAUGUGAGCCCUCGAGUCUUUCGAGUAGUUUACAAUUAUUAUUUUGAUGUUUACGCAUGCACGCUGUAAAUAACAAUUUAUUAUUAUAUAAAUUCUAGAUUAGAGUUCUGUAUAAUAGUUAGAAAAAAUAUAGUAUAACUUUGCUAUUACCGCAUGGCUUAAUGACGUAGAGGGCGGUACGGCCGGCUGGCUGGAGAAUCCGGUUCAGAUAUAAAAAAAAAAAAUUUGAGUAGUUCUUUUUGUUUGAUCUGGUUUAUGUUUUGUGUUGUAUUAUAAAA
Messenger RNA from Gastrolobium bilobum, 1338 nucleotides. RefSeq names its product heavy metal-associated isoprenylated plant protein 3-like. The record is from RefSeq and is a predicted model, not a curated record. The coding region runs from base 45 to 1067 and encodes 340 amino acids. The transcript is spliced from 5 exons. NCBI's taxonomy places the organism in Eukaryota, Viridiplantae, Streptophyta, Magnoliopsida, Fabales, Fabaceae. Gene Ontology annotation, molecular function: metal ion binding.